Molecule: messenger RNA, 1233 nt
Organism: Acanthosepion pharaonis
Lineage: Eukaryota; Metazoa; Mollusca; Cephalopoda; Sepiida; Sepiidae
Source: the annotation of a GenBank genome assembly
AUGGGUGAACGGUUUUUCCCUUUUUCUUUCACGGUGGAAUACUUUUCUUUUCUUUUUGUCUUCGUGAACGAUAUUUCCCUUCUUUUUUUUCUCCGUGGACCCCUUUUCUCUUCUUUUUUUUUUUUGGUGGACCCCUUUACCCUUCUUUUUUUCUUGAUGGAAACCUUUUCCAUUCUUUUUUUCUUGAUGGACCGCUUUUGCCUUCUUUUUUUUCUUAAUGAACCCCUUUUCCAUUCUUUUCUUCUUGGUGGAAAACGUUUCCCUUCUUUUUUUCUUGAUGAAACCCUUUUGCCUUCUUUUUUUCUUGGUGGACACCUUUUCCCUACUUUUUUUUCCUGGUGGACCCCUUUUCUCUUCUUUUUUUCUUGGUAUCUCCAUUUCCCUUCUUUUUUUCUUGGUGAACCCCUUUUCCCUUCUUUUUUUUUUUUUGACCCUUUUCCAUUCGUUUAUUUCAUGGUGGCCACCUUUUCCCAUCUUUUUUUCUUGGUGAGACCCUUUUCCAUUCGUUUAUUUCAUGGUGGCCACCUUUUUCCUUCUUUUUUUCUUGGUGGAUCAAUUUUCACAUCUUUUUUUCUUGGUGGACCAGUUUUCCCUUUUUUGUGGUGGACCCCUUUUCCCUUCUUUUUUUCUUUGUGGGCCGUUUUUAUCUUCUUUUUUCUUUAUGGACCGCUUUUCCCUUCCUUUUUUUUCGUGGUGGACCCCUUUUCCCGUCGUUUUUUCUUUGUGGACCCCUUUUCUCUUCUAUUUUUUUUGGCAUCUCCAUUUCCCUUCUUUUUUUCUUUGUGGACCCCUUUUCAUUUCUUUUUUUUUUUUUUGCCUCAUUUCCCUUUUUUUUUCUUAGAGAGCCCUUUUUCCAUUCGUUUUUUUUCAUGUUGGCCCCCUUUUCCCUUCUUUUUACUUGGUGGACCCCUUUUCUCUUCUUUUUUUCUUGGUGAAACCUUUUUCCCAUCUUUUUUUCUUGGUGAAACCUUUUUUCAUCUUUUUUUCUUGGUGGACCUCUUUUCGCAUCUUUUUUUCUUGGUGGACCGCUUUUCUUUUCUUUUUUUCAUGGUGGACCGCUCUUCCAUUUUUUUUUUUUCGUUAUGGACCUCUUUUCCCAUCUUUUCCUCUUGGUGGACCGCUUUUCCCUUUUUUUCGUUUUGGGCCCCUUUUCCCUUCUUUUUUUCUUUCUGGGCCGCUUUUCCUUUCUUUUUUUCGUGGUGGAAGCCUUCUCCCUUCUUUUUUUCUUGGUAG